CUGUCUCAUUAAAAAACUUUGUCUUUAUUGGUGGGCAAAUUUGCCAGGAUAAUAGAAAACAUGAAUGGUGUCGAAUGUAAGCCUGUUAAUAAGGAAGACGAAUUGAAGAAGGGAACAAUGCAGUUUAAAAUAAACGGAACUCCAUACAAUGUGGAUCUUACAUCCUUGGCACCGGACAUAACAUUAAACACCUUUCUCAGAGAUCAUGCCCAUUUGAUGGCCACCAAAUUUAUGUGCCUAGAGGGUGGUUGUGGCGCCUGUGUGGUCUCAAUCAAAGGCAAAAAUCCUGCUACGGGGGAAAUUAAAACCUGGUCAGCCAAUUCGUGCCUGGCAUUACUGAACACUUGUGGAUCUUGGGAAAUCACCACCAGCGAGGGCAUUGGAAAUCAACUCGAUGGCUAUCAUCCCAUACAAAAACGCAUGGCCAAACUAAAUGCAAGUCAAUGCGGUUACUGCACUCCGGGUUUUGUCAUGAACAUGUACAGCUUAUUGGAGUCCAAGGGAGGUCAGGCCAGCAUGGAAGAAAUCGAGAACGCCUUCAGUGGUAAUAUAUGUCGCUGCACUGGUUAUCGACCCAUUUUGGAUGCUAUGAAAUCUUUUGCUUGCGAUAGUAAUAUACGGCUGCCCGCCGAAUGCAAUGACAUUGAAGAUCUGGUUGGCAAAAAAUGUCCCAAAAGCGAUUCGGGAGCCUUGUGUUCGGGUCAAUGCCAUAAACCUAAGCCUCUACGCUAUGCCGAUGGCAGCUUUUGGUCUUGGCCUCAAAAUCUCAAGGAAUUAAUUCAUAUGCUCAGCCAAAUACCAGCGGAUGAGGAAUAUAUGUUGGUGGGAGGCAAUACUGCCCAUGGGGUUUAUCGUCGUUCGGAGCAUAUCAAGCAUUUCAUUGAUAUCCAUGAAUUGGCAGAAUUGAAGGAGUUCAAAUUGACCAAAGACAAAUUGACUUUGGGUGCUGGCCUGACCCUUUCCGAAACUAUGGAUAUCUUUAAAAAAGUAGCGAACACGAAUGGUUUCCAGUAUUGCCAAGAGCUAUGGGAACAUUUUCAACUUAUAGCCAAUGUGCCGGUGAGAAAUAAUGGCACACUGGCCGGAAAUAUUUCAAUUAAAAAAGCCCAUAGAGAAUUUAGUUCGGAUGUUUUUCUAUUGCUGGAGACACUAAAUGCCAAAGUGAUAGCCUGUCGAGCACCCAAUGGAAGUCCCAUAACACUUUCAAUGGCAGAAUUCCUAAGUGACACUACACCGAAGACAAUAAUUCUGGCUUUUGAGCUAUCCGCCUACCCUAGGGCAAACUUCAUAUUCAAAUCGUACAAGAUUAUGCCCAGGGCCCAAAAUUCUGUUGCCUAUGUAAAUGCUGGAUUUUUGUUGGAAUUGAAAACGCCUGCCGUGGGUAUUGUAAAAACUUCCCGAAUAUGUUUUGGUGGCAUUAGCACUGAUUUUGUACAUGCCUCUGCUGUUGAGGACAUGUUAAAGGGGCAGUGCUUCUACCACAAAGCAGUUGUAGCGAGUCUAUUUUCAACCCUAAAUAGCACAUUGCAACCUGAUGCUGCAUCGUCCAAUGCUUCUACUGAAUAUCGCCUGAAGUUGGCCUCAGGGUUAAUGUUUAAAUUUCUAUUGGAAGUGAGUCCAAAGGAUGCAGUGCGUCUGGAUUAUGUUAGCGGUGGUCCUCUAUUGAAGCGAGGCCCCUCCUCGGGCCUUCAGACAUUUGAUACCAGGCCAAGUGUUUAUCCCGUAACGCAGCCAGUAGAGAAGUUGGAAGCUUUGAUUCAAUGUGCCGGAGAGGCCAAGUAUAUGAAUGAUCUUAUAACCUCCAAGAAUACGGUGCAUUGUGCCUUUGUGGGAGCCACUAAGGUGGGUCACAUGAUUGAAAGCAUUGAUGCCUCGCAAGCUUUACAAAUGCCCGGAGUUGUGGCCUUCUUUUCUGCCAAGGAUAUUCCUGGAGUAAAUUCCAUUGUUGAUACCGCACAGAUGUAUGCAGUGGAGGAACUUUUCACUUCGGGCCUGGUGCGUUUUUAUAAUCAGCCUUUGGGUAUGAUUGUAGCCCAGAGUAGAGAUAUAGCCGAAAGGGCCAUCACGAGAGUCAAGGUGUACUAUACGCACGACGAUGCUUCCAGCAUUAUGCCCACCAUGGCGGAUGUCUUGGAAAAUAAAUGCUUGGAUCGCAUUUCAACCGUGUUAAAAUCCAAUGUCUCGGAAAUUAAGUUAUCUGCCUCGGCAGAUUUUGAAGUAAAUGGUAUCUUCGAAAUGGGUCUUCAGUAUCACUUCGCCAUGGAACCUCAAACCUGCGUUGUGAUACCAGCUGAGCAAAGUUUAGAGGUUUACUCCUCCACACAAUGGCACAAUCAUACCCAAGCUUGUAUUGCUAAAAUGCUGCAGCUCAGGGCUGCCCAAGUCCAGUUGAAGGUGCGCCGUCUGGGAGGUGCAUUUGGAUCCAAACUCAGCCGCUGUAAUUUUGUGGCCUGUGCUGCCUCCCUGGCUGCCCACAAACUCAAUCGUCCUGUUCGAUUUGUGCAAUCUCUGGAGUCCAUGAUGGAUACCCUGGGCAAACGUUGGGCUUGUCGCUCCGACUACAAGGUGCAUGGACAGGCAAAUGGUAAAUUGGUGGCCUUGCAAAACAUUUUCUAUGAAGAUGCCGGUUGGAGUUCCAAUGAAUAUGCUCCACCUGUUUAUCCAGAUUCGUUUAGAAGUUGUUAUGCCUUUAGCGAAGAAAAUCUUAAACUAGAGGGAAAGGUGGUGUUGACAGAUGCCCCCAGCUCUACAUUUAUGCGAGCUCCUGGUUCUCUGGAGGGCAUAGCCAUGAUUGAGAAUAUUAUAGAGCACAUAGCCUUUGAGGGCAAUCUAGAUCCAGCCGAUGUUCGCCUGGUGAAUAUCAAAGAAGGCAAUAAAAUGAAGGAGUUGCUGCCUCAGUUCCUCAAAUCCAGAGAAUAUAAGAAACGACGUGGGAAAAUUGAUCUGUUCAAUGCCCAAAAUCGUUGGCUCAAGAAAGGCCUGGGUCUGGCAAUCAUGAAUUUUCCCUUGGAAUAUUUUCCCAAGUUUGGUACAUAUCCCGCCACAGUCACCAUUUAUCAUGUAGAUGGUUCUGUGGUUAUUUCUCAUGGCGGCAUUGAAAUGGGUCAAGGUCUUAAUACCAAAGCUGCUCAGGUGGCUGCUCAUAUCCUGGGAAUUCCUUUGGAGUUUGUUAAAAUUGAAAGCACCGACACCGUAAAUGGUGCCAAUGCCCUUUGGAGCGGAGCCUCCAUGAGUAGCGAAUGUAUUGGCUAUGCCAUUCGCAAAUGUUGCAAUACCCUGAAUGAUCGUUUAAUGCCCAUUCGUAAGUCCUUGGAGAAAAAUGCCACUUGGAAGCAGGUGGUGCAAGUCGCUUGGGAAAAAUCCACCAAUCUGAUUGCCAGUGAGCAAUACAAGUUUGGCGACAUACAGGAGUACAGCAUACACUCUCUAGCUUUGACCGAAGUGGAAGUGGAUAUUUUGACGGGAAAUCAUUUGAUCAAGCGCGUUGAUAUUCUGCAAGAUGUGGGAGAAAGUUUGAGUCCCAACAUUGAUAUUGGCCAAAUUGAAGGAGCAUUCGUUAUGGGCCUUGGUUACUGGCUGACAGAGCAGGUUAUCUAUGAUCGACAAACAGGGCAGUUGUUGACAAACAACACUUGGACCUACAAACCACCCGGAGCCAAGGAUAUUCCCAUAGAUUUUCGCAUUGAAAUGUUACGUGGCUCAGGCAGUAAGACUGGCUUUAUGAGUUCCAAGAGUUGUGCAGAGCCCCCAAUGUGUUUGGCUGUCAGUGUUAUAUUCGCUUUACAGCACGCCAUACAAUCGGCCCGUCACGAUGCUGCUUUGAAACGAAAAUGGGUUAGCUUGGGAGCACCAACCACGCCAGAGACCAUUGUGCUAAAUGCUGGCAUCAAUGUUGCAUCGUUCGCCUUAAAGUAAGCUAACCGUUAUGUUGUCCAGGAUAUUUUUCUAAACUUUGAAGUUCCUCAAGUAUUAAAAGUAUGAAUCCUAAAUACAAAAUAUAA
Messenger RNA from Stomoxys calcitrans (stable fly), 4001 nucleotides. RefSeq lists its product as uncharacterized. The coding region runs from base 61 to 3915 and encodes 1284 amino acids. The record is from RefSeq and is a predicted model, not a curated record. NCBI's taxonomy places the organism in Eukaryota, Metazoa, Arthropoda, Insecta, Diptera, Muscidae. Gene Ontology annotation, molecular function: FAD binding; oxidoreductase activity; 2 iron, 2 sulfur cluster binding. The transcript is spliced from 8 exons.